Dinoponera quadriceps is the source of this 1030-nucleotide messenger RNA. RefSeq names its product charged multivesicular body protein 1b (gene Chmp1). The record is from RefSeq and is a predicted model, not a curated record. NCBI's taxonomy places the organism in Eukaryota, Metazoa, Arthropoda, Insecta, Hymenoptera, Formicidae. Bases 259 to 861 code for a protein of 200 amino acids. The transcript is spliced from 4 exons. Gene Ontology annotation, biological process: protein transport; endosome transport via multivesicular body sorting pathway; late endosome to vacuole transport. Gene Ontology annotation, cellular component: multivesicular body; ESCRT III complex.
CUCUUGACCUCUAUCACUUCCACUUACAGGUAGCAUAUAUCCCUUGUUCCCUCUAUUCUUAUAUCUCUAUGCUUUUAGCACUUCCUUCAUUUUGAAACAAAUGUGUACUGAAGUGUUAGAGAAAGAAGGGGUAACGAAAUCAAGAGUAGAAAGUGCAGUCAAUACGUUAUUGUCGUUUAUUGUCAUCGUCUGUGUUGGAACUUUUGUCAAUUAAAAGGUUAAGUUUAGCUUAUCAUCACGGGUGCGGAACAGUCAUAUAUGUCCAUCCCUAAGAUGGAAAAAAAUUUAUUCAACUUGAAGUUUGCGGUGAAGGAGUUGGAGAGAGACUCGAAAAAAUGCGAGAAAGAGGAGAAAGUAGAGAAGGGAAAGAUCAAGAAGGCGAUACAGAAGGGUAACAUGGAAGGUGCUCGCAUCCAUGCGGAGAAUGCAAUUCGACAGAAGAACCAGGCUUUGAAUUACCUGAGGAUGAGCGCCAGAGUGGAUGCGGUAGCCAGUAGAGUACAGACUGCUCUGACGACUCGCAAGGUUACAAAAUCCAUGGCUGGUGUUGUCAAGGCUAUGGAUGUAGCUAUGAAAUCGAUGAAUUUGGAAAAGAUCUCAGGACUUAUGGACAAAUUUGAGAGCCAAUUUGAAGAUUUGGAUGUGCAAAGUUCAUACAUGGAAAAUGCAAUGUCGCAAACCACAACUACUAAUGUACCUCAGAAUGAUGUAGAUUCCUUAUUGCAGCAAGUUGCGGAUGAAGCUGGAUUAGAACUAAAUAUGGAACUACCAUCUGGUCAAUUAGACAGUAUUGGUACUUCGACAGCAGUCAGCCAAGAGCAGGAUGAACUGACACAGAGAUUGGCACGACUCAGGGAGUAAUGGCACAGUGCUUUAAUGUAUUCAUUAAUAUAUUUGUUAUAUGUACAUUUUGUGAUUCAGAUGAUUUACAAAGUAUAUAUAUAAUUCCUAAUUGCUAUAACACUAUAUUCUCUGUGGUUUGUGAGGAUGCUGGAGUUGAGGCAAAUAAAAGAGAUAUAAAAAGUCUUUA